Molecule: messenger RNA, 1899 nt
Organism: Beauveria bassiana ARSEF 2860
Lineage: Eukaryota; Fungi; Ascomycota; Sordariomycetes; Hypocreales; Cordycipitaceae
Exons: 1
Coding region: 1-1899 (632 amino acids)
Source: RefSeq, a predicted model, not a curated record
AUGCCGCCCACGAAGCCGCUGCCAUGCAGCGAUGAGUUUGCGACGCCAGAAGAGUACGUGGAGGAACUUCUGGAUUUUGCCUCUACAAGCGACACGUGGCAAAUACUGUGCGGCGCCGUGCACGUCGUCGACUUUUUCAUCACAGAGCCGGGUCUUUUCUACGCAGCCCUGCCGGCCGAAUGGCACGCCUUUUUGCUCUCGCAGGAUGUGAUGCGUCUGCUCGACUUUUUCGUGCGCGACAACCCAGACACGGCCACGUUUGCCGACGGGCAGACGCCGCCGGCGAGUCUCACCAAGUACAUCAAAACGAUUCGGCGGCUGGCGCUGCGGCGGGACGUCAAGACGCCGGCCGCGGACCUGCCGCCGCUGACGCGCACCGUGUCGGUGGGCAUGAAUCCGAAAAAGGUGCACGAGGUGCGGCGCUUCGCCGACUACGUGACGCGGCUUUCGUCCGACAUGGCGGCGGGUGCAGGCGACGAGGAGGAAGUGACACACUUUGUCGAUUUUGGCAGCGGCCAAAACUACCUGGGGCGGGCGCUGGCCAGCGAGCCGUACAACCGGCGGGUGGUGGCUGUCGAGGGCCGGCAGAAGAAUGUCGACGCGGCCAAGAGCUUCGACACGCAGUCGGGUCUGGCGGUCAAGCCCAAGAUUCUGCGCAACAAAAAGGUGUGGAACAAGAUCCUCGAGGUGGCGGGCCCCAACAAGAGCGAUCCCGAGGCCUUGGCUGCCGCGAUCAAAGAGGUGGUGAGCGACGACGACGAAGGCGACAACUUUCGCAAGAUUGGCAGCGACGAGCUGUCGUACACGGUAGAAGAGGGCAAAGGGCUGCUGCAGUACGUUUCAGGGAGGUUGGACAAUGGCGAUUUGUCCGAGGUGAUUGCCAAGAUUGACCGCGCGGGGAGCGGCGCCAACGUGGAGGAAAAGAAGAAGCGUCUCAAGCUCAUGGCCGUCUCCAUCCACUCAUGCGGAAAUCUUUCACACUACGGCAUCCGCUCGCUGGUGCUGAACCCGGACAUUCACGCCGUCGCCAUUGUCGGGUGCUGCUACAACCUCGUCACCGAAAAGCUCGGCCCGCCGACCCACAAGCAGCACGGCAACUACUACCUCCGGCCGACGUUGCAGGCCGUCAACGGGCGCGUCAUCAAAGAGUCGGACCGGCGCGAUCCGCAAGGGUUUCCCAUGAGCGAGCGGCUGUCGACGUACCGCGGGCACGGGAUCCGCGCCAACAUCACCGCGCGCAUGAUGGCGUGCCAGGCGCCGCAAAACUGGACCGCCGCAGACAGCGAGCUCUUUUUCACCCGGCACUUUUACCGGGCCGUGCUGCAAAAGAUUUUUCUCGACCGCGGCGCCGUGCACGAGGUGUUGUUCCAUCAUCCCGACGACAACAACAACAACAACAACAACGAGCAAGAAGAUGUUGAUCCGGCGUCGCUAGGUCCGUUUCAAAAGAGCACAUCGCCGCUCGCGAUUGGCACGCUGCCGAAGCGGAGCUACGGCGGCGGACUCGCGCAGUACAUUCGCGCGGCGGUCAACAAGCUCACGACGAGCAGCGAUUACAAAAAGUACGCCGAGGUGAUGCGGGAGACCAUGGCGGACAUGAGCGAGGCGGAGAUGGAGGCGUACAUGGCGCGGUUCGCGCCGCGCAAGAAGGAGCUGUGCAUUGUUUGGAGUUUGAUGGCGUACAGCGCGACGCUGGUCGAGGCGCUGAUGGUGACGGACCGCUGGGUGUGGCUCAAGGAGCAGCAAGAGGUGGGCGAGGCGUGGGUCGAGACGGUGUUUGACUUUGGGCAGAGCCCGCGCAACAUGGUGGUUGUGGGCAUCAAGAAGGAGAGCGGUGGUGGAGGUGGUGGUAGUGGUGGUGGUGAGAGGGAGGCGGAUGGAAAAGAAGAUGGAGUGUAA